AUGAACCCUCUCCCCCGAAACUCCAAGGUUGAGGAGACCAUCGCUCAGAUUAAUCGGGACCUUGAAACACUCCCAGACAGGUAUGGUUGGCCUCGACAGAGUGCGAAUGGGUAUCGUAUUCAGGAGCAGCUAUCUGGCACAGAACGACCCAUACGAAUCAUUCAUGUCGGAGCAGGCGCAUCAGGGAUAUGCUUCUCAAAAUUUGCGGCCGAGUCGCUGCACAACGCGGAAUGGGUAUGCUAUGAUAAAAACGCCGAUAUUGGGGGUACAUGGCUGGAGAACAGAUACCCAGGAUGUGCCUGCGACAUCCCUUCCGUGAACUAUCAGUUUACCUGGGCACGAAAACCUGACUGGUCACACUUCUACUCAUACUCGGAAGAAAUCUGGCAAUAUUUUGCCGACGUUGUCGAGCGGUUCCAGCUACGCAAGUACAUGAAAUUGAAUCACGAGAUCAUCAAUGCUACCUGGGACGAGGACCUUGGGGUGUGGAACGUGCAGGUCAAAAAUCUCAUAACAAAUGAGGUGUUUGUGGAUCAAGCCGAAAUCCUCAUCAAUGGCGGAGGAGUACUGAACAAUUGGAAGUGGCCAGAAAUUCAAGGACUGCACAACUUUGAAGGCAUACUUUGUCAUACGGCAAACUACCCUGUGAACACCACUUUGGACAAUAAACGGGUUGCAGUCAUCGGCGUUGGAAGCAGCGGCAUUCAGGUCACAGCAAACAUUGCGUCCAAGGUCAAAAAGCUAUAUACCUGGGUACGGUCACCGACAUGGAUCACUGCCGGAUUCGCUCAAAAGUAUGCUGGACCGAAUGGCGAGAACUUCAAAUACACAGAAAAACAAAAAAGAGACUUCGCCGAGAACUUUCCCGAAUAUGUGGCAUACACCAAAGCCAUUGAAGACGAACUCAAUCAGCGAUUCAAGUUCAUUCUAGCAGGUACACCUGAAGCGCAAGAGGCAAAGGAGUUUUCCACACAACAAAUGCAUGAGAAGCUGAACGGUCGUAAGGAUCUGAUUGACACGAUUGUCCCCACAACCUUUGGGGUAGGUUGUCGGCGACCAACGCCAGGAAACGGAUUUUUGGAAGCCCUGACCCUUCCACAUGUCACGACUUUCAGCAAAGAGAUGAAAAGAGUCACCUCGAAAGGGUUUAUCGAUCACGAUGGACAGGAACAUGAAGUCGAUGUUAUCAUCUGUGCCACGGGAUUCAAUACAUCAUGGGUGCCUCGAUUUCCCAUCGUGGCGAGAGGUAAGAAUGUCCAAGACAUUCAGAAGGAGAAGCCGAUAUCGUACUUGUCGAUCGGGAUUCCUGAAAUCCCCAACUACUGGACCGUCACCGGUGCCUACGGCCCCCUGGGCCACGGGUCAUUUCUGCCCAUCAUCGAACUACUCAUGCAUCAUUUCAUACAAGUGAUCAAGAAGAUGCAAACGGAAAACAUCACGGCGAUGGCCCCACGACGAGCCGUGUGCGACGCGUUCAUAGAGCAUGCGGAUCUGUACCUCCAGCGCACGGCAUGGGCGUCGGGGUGUCGCAGCUGGUUCAAACAGGGCAAGGAGGACGGACCCUUGGCCAUGUGGCCCGGCUCGAGGCUUCUCUACUUUGAGUUGCUGGCUCAGCCGCGCUACGAGGACUACGACAUCAAGUAUCAGAGCGGCAAUCCUUUUGGCUUCUUGGGCAAUGGUUUUACAACCCGAGAGUAUGAUGGCAGAGACAUCUCUUACUAUCUGGGCACCAGGGACGCUCCUGGGGCCUUGAUUUCUGCGACGAUGAACGACGCCCCCGUUCGAUCCGCCGAAGAUUGA
Fonsecaea pedrosoi CBS 271.37 is the source of this 1800-nucleotide messenger RNA. RefSeq lists its product as uncharacterized. The record is from RefSeq and is a predicted model, not a curated record. Lineage: Eukaryota; Fungi; Ascomycota; Eurotiomycetes; Chaetothyriales; Herpotrichiellaceae. Gene Ontology annotation, molecular function: N,N-dimethylaniline monooxygenase activity; NADP binding; flavin adenine dinucleotide binding. Bases 1 to 1800 code for a protein of 599 amino acids. The transcript is spliced from 9 exons.